Drosophila eugracilis is the source of this 870-nucleotide messenger RNA. Its product is annotated as peroxiredoxin-6-like. NCBI's taxonomy places the organism in Eukaryota, Metazoa, Arthropoda, Insecta, Diptera, Drosophilidae. The record is from RefSeq and is a predicted model, not a curated record. Gene Ontology annotation, molecular function: peroxiredoxin activity. Gene Ontology annotation, cellular component: mitochondrion; cytosol. The transcript is spliced from 4 exons. The coding region runs from base 108 to 770 and encodes 220 amino acids. Gene Ontology annotation, biological process: cell redox homeostasis; cellular oxidant detoxification.
GUCAGUAUUCAGUAAGCAACAAGUGAGCGAGCUACAAACAGCCAACAGCAAACAGCUGAGCAACUAACCAGUUUUAUCAAAGUGUUAAGCUAACUAAUACAAUCAAGAUGCGUUUGGGACAGACCGUACCUAACUUCAAGGCCGACACCACCAAGGGGCCAAUCAGCUUCCACGAGUGGCAGGGCAAUUCGUGGGUGGUGCUCUUCUCUCACCCCGCCGACUUCACUCCCGUUUGCACAACCGAACUGGGCAGAAUCGCGGUGCACCAGCCGGAGUUUGCCAAGCGGAACACCAAGUGCCUGGCGCACUCCGUGGACGCACUCAACUCGCACGUCGACUGGGUGAAUGACAUCAAGAGCUACUGCCUGGACAUUCCCGGGGACUUCCCCUACCCGAUCAUCGCUGACCCCACUCGGGACCUGGCCGUCAGUCUGGGUAUGCUCGACGAAGAGCAGAAGAAGGACCCCGAGGUGGGUAAGACCAUCCGAGCUUUGUUCAUCAUCAGCCCAGAUCACAAGGUCCGCCUAUCCAUGUUCUACCCCAUGUCCACUGGUCGCAAUGUCGAUGAGAUCCUGAGGACCAUCGACUCUUUGCAGCUGACUGAUCGUCUCAAGGUGGUGGCCACUCCUGCUAACUGGACUCCUGGCACCAAGGUAAUGAUCCUGCCCACUGUCACCGAUGAAGAAGCCCACAAGCUAUUCCCCAAGGGAUUCGACAAGGUAUCCAUGCCAUCUGGAGUGAACUACGUGCGCACCACUGAGAACUACUAGACCCCUGAAACUUUUUCUAUUUCUGAACAUGAAUUUCCCAUUCCGUAUGUGCCAAACAUUAGUAUUAAUAACUAAAAAAAUAAAAAAUAUUUUAACCAAA